Molecule: messenger RNA, 6846 nt
Organism: Gracilinanus agilis (Agile Gracile Mouse Opossum)
Lineage: Eukaryota; Metazoa; Chordata; Mammalia; Didelphimorphia; Didelphidae
Gene: CCDC88A
Product: coiled-coil domain containing 88A
Exons: 33
Coding region: 55-5673 (1872 amino acids)
Biological process (GO): cytoplasmic microtubule organization; cytoskeleton-dependent intracellular transport
Cellular component (GO): cytoplasm; centrosome
Molecular function (GO): microtubule binding; dynein light intermediate chain binding
Source: RefSeq, a predicted model, not a curated record
GAAUUGGGCUUAGUUCUUCAAAACAAAACAAAAAAGACCACAGGCAUCUGUAAGAUGGAGAAUGAGAUUUUUACUCCACUCCUGGAACAUUUCAUGUCCAGUCCCUUGGUCACUUGGGUUAAAACAUUUGGACCUCUGGCCGCAGGAAAUGGGACCAAUCUGGAUGAAUAUGUAGCCCUGGUGGAUGGUGUAUUCUUGAAUCAGGUUAUGCUACAAAUUAAUCCUAAAUCAGAGAGUCAGCGAGUAAAUAAAAAAGUCAACAAUGAUGCCUCACUUAGAAUUCAAAAUUUAUCCAUUUUGGUGAGACAAAUCAAAUCUUAUUACCAGGAGACUUUGCAGCAAUUGAUCAUGAUGUCUUUGCCAAAUAUCUUAACCAUUGGCAAAAAUCCCUUUUCUGAACAAGGUACAGAAGAAAUUAAAAAGCUACUGUUACUUUUACUUGGUUGUGCUGUUCAGUGUCAGAAAAAAGAAGAAUUCAUCGAACGGAUCCAAGGUUUAGAUUUUGACACAAAAGCAACAAUUGCCGCACACAUUCAAGAGGUAACGCAUAAUCAGGAAAAUGUAUUUGAUCUGCAAUGGAUGGACGUGAAUGAUAUUUCUCAGGAAGAACUUGAGCCACUGUUGAAAAAUAUGGCAUCACAUUUAAAAAGACUUAUAGAUGAGAGAGAUGAACACACAGAGACCAUUAUAGAACUCUCUGAGGAGCGGGAUGGUAUUCAUUUUCUACCUCAUGCCUCAUCAGCACAGUCACCUUGCAGCUCUCCAGGCAUGAAGCGGACUGAAAGUAGACAACAUUUAUCAGUAGAACUGGCAGAUGCUAAGGCAAAGAUAAGAAGGCUCAGGCAGGAGUUGGAGGAAAAGACUGAACAAUUGUUAGACUCUAAACAAGAACUUGAACAGAUGGAGACAGAACUAAAGAGACUUCAACAAGAGAAUAUGAACUUGCUUUCGGAUGCUCGCUCCGCCAGAGUAUACCGAGAUGAAUUGGAUGCACUUCGGGAAAAAGCAAUCAGAGUUGACAAGCUUGAAAGCAAAGUCAGCAGAUAUAAAGAGAGGCUACAUGAUAUUGAAUUUUAUAAAGCAAGAGUUGAGGAACUAAAAGAAGACAAUCAAGUAUUAUUGGAAACAAAAAGUAUGUUAGAAGACCAACUAGAAGGAACCCGCACUCGUUCUGAUAAAUUACAUGAAUUAGAAAAAGAGAACUUACAACUGAAGGCUAAACUACAUGAUAUGGAGAUGGAACGUGAUAUGGAUAGAAAAAAGAUUGAAGAGCUAAUGGAAGAAAAUAUGAGUUUGGAAAUGGCACAGAAACAAAGUAUGGAUGAGUCAUUACAUCUUGGCUGGGAAUUGGAACAGAUAUCAAGAACUAGUGAACUCUCAGAAGCACCACAGAAAUCUCUGGGCCAUGAGGUGAAUGAAUUAACAUCAAGUAGAUUAUUGAAAUUAGAAAUGGAAAAUCAGAGUUUGGUGAAGACCAUAGAAGAGCUUCGAAAUGCCGUGGAUUCUGUAGAAAGCAGUAAUUCCAAAAUUCUGAAAAUUGAAAAAGAAAACCAAAGACUUAGUAAGAAGCUGGAAUUUCUUGAGAAUGAAAUUAUUCAAGAAAAGCAAAGUCUUCAGAAUUGUCAAAAUCUGAGCAGGGAUCUAAUGAAGGAGAAAGCACAGUUGGAAAAGACCAUUGAAACACUUCAUGAAAAUUCAGAAAGACAGAUUAAAAUACUGGAACAGGAGAAUGAGCAUUUGAAUCAAACUGUAACAUCCUUAAGGCAGCGAUCACAAAUAAGUGCUGAAGCAAGGGUGAAAGACAUUGAGAAAGAAAAUAAAAUCCUUCAUGAAUCUAUUAAAGAAACAAGCAGCAAGUUAAACAAAAUUGAAUUUGAAAAGCGACAAAUUAAAAAAGAAUUGGAACAUUACAAAGAAAGAGGAGAAAGAACAGAAGAACUUGAGAAUGAGUUGCAUCAUCUUGAAAAGGAAAAUGAAUCAUUACAAAAAAAGAUAACUAAUUUGAAAAUUACCUGUGAGAAAACUGAGACCUUAGAGCUAGAAAAUUCUGAACUGGAAGUAGAAAACAGAAAGUUGAAGAAGACAUUAGAUGGCUUAAAAAACCUUACUUUUCAACUGGAGUCCUUAGAGAAAGAAAAUUCUCAACUUGAUGAAGAAAACUUAGAAUUAAGGAGGACAGUGGAAUCUUUGAAAUGUGCAAGCAUGAAAAUGGCUCAACUACAGUUAGAAAAUAAAGAAUUAGAAAGUGAAAAAGAUCAACUUAAGAAAACCAUAGAACUCAUGAAAGCUUCUUUCAAGAAAACAGAACGUUUAGAAGUUAGCUACCAGGGUUUAGAUACUGAAAACCAAAGACUGCAGAAGGCUCUAGAGAAUAGCAAUAAAAAAAUUCAGCAGUUAGAAAGUGAACUACAAGAAUUAGAAACAGAAAACCAAACAUUACAGAAAAAUCUGGAAGAGUUAAAAAUAUCCAGUAAACGGUUAGAACAAUUGGAAAAAGAAAACAAACUACUAGAGCAGGAGACUUCUCAACUAGAAAAAGAUAAGAAACAGCUAGAGAAGGAGAAUAAGAGACUCCGACAACAGGCUGAAAUUAAAGAUAUCACACUGGAAGAAAAUAAUACUAAAAUUGGAAAUCUUGAAAAAGAAAACAGAAGUCUUUUCAAAGAAACAAAUGUAUUUAAAGAAUCCUGUAUUCGUCUCAAAGAAUUAGAGAAAGAAAAUAAAGAACUUGUGAAAAGAGCAACUAUUGACAAAAAAACUCUUAUUACUUUACGUGAGGAUUUGGUGAAUGAAAAAUUGAAGACUCAACAAAUGAAUAAUGAUCUGGAAAAACUUACCCAUGAACUUGAAAAGAUAGGGUUAAAUAAAGAACGUCUCUUGAGUGAUGAACAAAGUACCGAUGAUAGCAGGUAUAAGCUUUUGGAGUCAAAAUUAGAGUCUACACUAAAGAAAUCCCUGGAAAUAAAGGAAGAAAAAAUUGCUGCUUUGGAAGCUCGAUUAGAAGAAUCAACUAAUUUUAACCAGCAACUACGCCAAGAACUUAAAACAGUGAAAAAGAAUUAUGAAGCUCUUAAACAACGGCAAGAGGAAGAAAGAAUGCUGCAGAAUUCUCCUCCAAGAUCUGGUGAUGAUACUAAAUGGGAAAGAGAAAGUCAAGAGACAACUAGAGAGCUUUUGAAGGUUAAAGACAGGUUAAUUGAGGUGGAACGGAAUAAUGCUACCCUGCAAGCAGAGAAACAAGCAUUGAAAACUCAGUUGAAGCAACUUGAGACACAGAACAAUAAUCUACAGGCCCAGAUUCUUGUACUUCAGCGGCAGACUAUUAAUUUACAAGAACAAAAUACUACCCUUCAGACUCAGAAUGCCAAGCUUCAGGUGGAAAACUCUACCCUUAAUUCCCAAAAUACCUCAAUUACGAGCCAGAAUUCCCAACUAUCUGCUCAGCAGCACACGUUAGAAAAUGAAAAUGACUCUAUAGUCAAAGAAAGGGAAGAGUUGAAGUCUCUCUAUGAUGCACUGGUUAAAGACCAUGAAAAAUUGGAAAGUCUUCAUGAACGCCAAGCUUCUGAGUAUGAGUCUCUCAUUUCCAAACAUGGAACACUAAAAUCUGUACACAAAAAUCUUGAGGUAGAACAUAAGGACCUCGAAGAUCGUUAUAACCAGUUACUGAAACAGAAAGGACAAUUAGAAGAAUUGGAAAAAAUGCUCAAAGUUGAGCAAGAGAAAAUGAUGCAAGAAAAUAAGAAACAUGAAACUGUAGCUACAGAAUAUAAAAUACUUCGAGGUGAAAAUGAUAGGUUGAAUCACACAUAUAAUCAGCUGCUGAAAGAGACUGAAGUUUUACAAACUGACCACAAGAAUUUAAAGAGCCAGUUAAACAAUUCUAAAUUGGAACAGACAAGAUUAGAAGCUGAAUUUUCAAAGCUAAAGGAGCAAUACCAACAGCUGGACAUUACAUCCACUAAACUGAAUAAUCAGUGUGAGUUACUUAGCCAACUUAAAGGAAACUUAGAAGAAGAAAACAGACAUCUACUAGAUCAAAUUCAGACAUUAAUGCUCCAAAAUAAAACAUUAUUGGAACAGAAUAUGGAAAGCAAGGAUCUUUUUCAUGUUGAACAAAGACAGUACAUUGAUAAAUUAAAUGAAUUAAGACGACAAAAGGAGAAAUUAGAAGAAAAGAUUAUGGAUCAGUACAAAUUUUAUGACCCGUCACCUCCUAGAAGGAGAGGCAACUGGAUUACUUUAAAAAUGAGGAAACUUAUAAAGUCUAAGAAAGAUGUUAAUCGGGAACGUAUGAAGUCUCUAACAUUAACACCCACCCGUUCAGAAUCCAGUGAAGGAUUUCUUCAGCUUCCCCAUCAAGACAGCCAAGAUAGUUCAUCUGUGGGUUCAAAUUCUCUAGAAGAUGGGCAAACCUUGGGGACCAAGAAAAGCAGCAUGGUUGCACUGAAAAGACUGCCCUUUUUGAGGAACAGACCGAAGGAUAAAGACAAAAUGAAGGCCUGCUACCGUCGCUCCAUGUCCAUGAAUGACCUGGUGCAAUCCAUGGUCCUAGCAGGAGGACAAUGGACAGGUAGUUCUGAGAAUUUGGAGGUUCCUGAUGAUAUUUCUACGGGUAAAAGGAGAAAAGAAUUGGGAGCUAUGGCCUUCUCUACUACAGCUGUCAACUUUGCAACUGUCAACUCUUCUACAGGCUUCAGAUCCAAGCAGUUGGUUAAUAAUAAAGAUGCCACAUCAUUUGAAGAUGUAAGUCCACAAGGUAUUAGUGAUGAUUCUAGUACUGGAUCAAGAGCUCAUGCUUCCAGGCCGGCCAGUCUUGAUAGUGGUAGAACAUCCACUAGUAAUAGCAAUAAUAAUGCUUCACUCCAUGAUGUCAAAGCAGGUGCAGUUAAUAGUCAAAGCAGACCUCAAAGCCAUAGCAGUGGAGAAUUUAGCCUACUUCAAGAACAUGAGGCAUGGUCCAGUAGUAGCAGCAGUCCAAUCCAGUACUUGAAGCGGUAUACCAGAUCAAGUCCUGUGCUCCAGCAUAAAAUGCCAGAAACCCUAGAUAGCCAAGCCAAGAUGAAGGCUGGUUCCCCUGGGAGUGAAGUGGUUACUCUACAGCAGUUUUUAGAAGAAAGCAACAAGCUUACCUCAAUACAGAUGAAGUCUUCAAGCCAAGAAAAUCUUUUAGAUGAAGUAAUGAAAAGUUUAUCUGUCUCUCCUGAUUUUAUGGGAAGAGAAAAGGCAGUUAGCUGUGGUCUUGUUAGGUCAGUAAGUGGAAAAACCAUAGCUGACUUUUCUGAUGGACGAUCAACUAAGGCUGACCAGCUCGUGAGGCCCAGUCCUCGAAAGCCUGAAGAUUCUUACUUCAUUGGUUCUCCAGGAAAACUUACGUCAUCAAGCACUCAAGGAAAGGUCAAGUUAGUGAAAGAAACCUCUGUGUCACAACGACAAUCAAAAGAUAGUAACCCAUAUGCUACUUUACCUCGUGCAAGCAGUGUCAUCUCUACAGCUGAGGGCACUACUCGAAGGACAAGCAUUCAUGACUUUUUGUCCAAGGACAGUAGACAGCCUGUGUCAGUUGAUCCAUCACCAUCUACAGCUGAUAACACCCCAUCAACAUCUAAUGUGGACACUAUACAAGAAAGCAGGAAUUCAAAAAGCAGGUCUAGGGAGCAACAAAGCUCCUAAUUCUAUUGCCCCCACUACAUGAGAUGUGGGCCAAGUGAGAGAGAAAGUGUCCUUCAGUAUCUCAGUAUGAAGCCUUUAUUUCUGAAGUAACAAGACAGCCGACUGUAGGAGUCAUUAAAAACAAAAAAAAAAAAACAAAAAAACUUUAAGGGAACUUUUAACAAUCCUUCGUGAAUAGAGCAGGCAAGAAAUGCAAACCUUCCUUCCUUCCUUCCUUGAAUCAAGGAGCACUACCGGAUCAACUGCCAAAAUUUUUAGAAGGUCUUAGGACUUGUAGCACUUUGAACUGUUGGUAAGAUCUACUGAAUAAAGGACAGUUCUCCUCUCCCUGAGAACCGAGUAUUUUAUUGUUUCAAGAAUUACUCCAAGAACAAUCUACUUUCAUCAUUUGUUCAAGAAGUUAGCCAUUGAUUGCUCAAUGCUUCUGCUAAUUAGCCCAAAUCUAGCCAUUUAUAUUUAGUUCUGUAAAUCUAAAUUAAUGCUCUUGUAUUUUGUGGACUGUACAAUAUAUCCAGGUACAAAAAAUUUUUGGCAUGUCACUGCCUAUUUUUGGUUGGCAGACUGCAUGAUGUUACUCUUUAAAAAGUCCUUCCAAUUAUUUUGGUGCAUACUACAAGAAAAUUUGAGUUUGUGGGAAGACAUGUCUGAGAACUCUACAAUAAAAUAGGAGCUAUUAAAAAUUAGCACUGAAAUUCAUAUGCUUUCCAUGUUCACCAUUUUCAUCACAAAGGAACACUAAGCAAACAUACAUGGAUGUGGAUGUAAGCCAGUUAAUGAGUGAUUUUCUGGAACUUUAAAAAAUGAGGUGGUUUUCCCCUUCCCAACCCAACCCCAACCCCUACUCCCUCAACAAAUGGCAUUCCCAGGAUAAAGCUGUCUUACUCUAAAUAUUUUAACUCAUUUUCUUCCUUUGAUAUUGAGGUUUUUUGGUUUUUGUUAUUUUUACAUGAGAGCUGACUAUUGCUUAAGAGGUUUUCUUAUGGCAAAAAAAAUAAUGUAAAUAAUUUCAUAUGAUCUGCAUUUUGCCAGGAACUCAUUUAAUUAUUGAGAAUCAUUUAUUAAUAAAAAACUUUUUUGUCCUUUGUAACUUUACAUUAAAAUUGAUAACUAUUAUUGGUACUUUUGAAAUAUUUGUAUGCAUUUGUUACUCUAAACAUUUGCAAGAAGCACAAA